Magallana angulata is the source of this 2116-nucleotide messenger RNA. RefSeq lists its product as uncharacterized. The record is from RefSeq and is a predicted model, not a curated record. Bases 309 to 668 code for a protein of 119 amino acids. NCBI's taxonomy places the organism in Eukaryota, Metazoa, Mollusca, Bivalvia, Ostreida, Ostreidae. The transcript has 4 exons.
UAAAAACUUUUGUAGCGUGUGAAUUCAACUACAUGUAUUUACUAUCUACCUUAAACUGUAUUAUUUUGAAUUAUCUGUGCAUGGUUUAUAGUUUUAAAUCUUCCGUAAACCAAAUAUCAGUUACAGAAAUAUUAUAGCCAUAAUAUGUUUAAAUAUCGUCUUCCUGACAGUCAUUGUAGCUUUAACAAUGCAUAAAGGGUUCCAGACCGCUGAUUUUAAACUACUGUAUGCCUUUUUAUAAUACACAAGCCUUGUGUUUAGACGCAUUUUGCCAUAUGUCAACAAGGAAGUAUACGUAGCACGGUAGCAUGUCAUUUUGGGAAGCAUACCCGUGGUCUCCUGUUCUUAUCGUCGGCUUAAUAGCUCUCGGUUUUGGUUUUUGUUUCUUCAUCUGCAGAUGCACUUACUCCAUUUAUAUGAAAUUUGAGAAAAGUAAUAACAUACCAGCACCUGAACCUGCUGUUAACCAGAUUUACACAACGCAUGAUGAUGACGUGCCUUCGACAGGUCCACAGACAAUGGCCAGUCAUUGUCAGAUAGAACAUGAUGCAAGUACAUUCAACCAAGAAACAUAUCCACCUUGGCAGUGCGAUGACAAUACAAGAGAUGUUCUUCCACCAGCUUACGAUAGUGUUAUGUCCUCCGAUAAAUUGACUUUAGUCAAAUAACUUUCCGCCAUAGUGACAUCUUUCAUCUAUAGUGUGUUCUUUUGUUCUAUUGUGAGAGUGUUGACUUAGAAAAUCUCAAACCCUAUGACAUUUUACAGAUUUGACGUCACAUCACAAUGACUGAGUGAGGUGUGGUAUCACCAGGAUUUUACUUGAGCAGUUAAUAUUAGUUGCAAUCUUAGUGUUAAAGUACCUGUACCCCAGUCUCAUUUGCUAUUGUUAUAAAACUUAGCAAGACUACUUUUGUUACCUUUUUAAAAAAUUGUACGUAUUUGUGAUUCUUGAUAUCGAAUCCUUGCAAUCCAAAUCCCUGACAUCAGCUAAAUACUAAACAAUACAAAUUUUCAAACAUUUUUUUGUUUGUACGUGUACUUAUUUAAAAUAUAAAUGACUUUUUUCACAUACAACUUUCUUCAAGAUUUAUUGCACAUAUAUAAACAAAGAUGGUUCUUGUCUCAAAUGAAAAAUAUUGCAAGAUUCAUAGUAAUCUUGCAUACCGUCUAGUGUUACCCUCCAGAGUGACACAGUAAUUUUUAUUUUAACAUGAUCUGUCGACCAAUAAAACGAAUAACGAACAAAAACUACCUGGUCUAAAACAUUAAUGUUUACCUGUAUUAUUUCCCUUCAGAGUUCGUCUAUUUAAAAAAAAAAAUACUUGAUAAAAUUCUAUCUUCUUAAUCGUUCUAGUAAUGUCUUUCUAGUGAGUACUUUGAUGUAAAUGGAUUUAAUUACUUAUUUUAAUGCUCAUCUACAUGUACCAAUUUCCCAAAAUCUAUGCAAAAUUCAUUUCUGUAAAUGAUUAUCAGUAUUAGCAUUAUAAUUUUAUCAUUAUUAUUUUUGUCGCCUUUUCUCAUGAUAACACGCUUUUUGGUUAUAAACUCACUAUAACUCGCUUGAACUAUUUUCUAAGCAAUAAAAUAGAUUGUAAAAAUAACACUCUACACGCCUUAAAAACUACUGCAGGAUCUUAAAGAACAACUGGCAUUUUCCCUAUAAUUUUUAAACCACAUAUCUACAUUAGAUUUUUGUGUGGCAUUUCUAAAUGUACAGUGUGGACAUUUAAAUGUACUAUAGAAGAAAUCAAAAUUUAACAAAUAGGCAUAAUUGGCUUAAUUUUAUUCUUUAAGUGUUAAUACAACACAAGUCAAAAUCCUUAAAUUAAUCUUUAAAAAAGUACAUCACACAAUUUAUUAUAAUAGCUAAGACCGUAUAUUUCAUUGUAACUGAUAAACAAAAUUUGUUUACUAUAACCACUUUUAUACAUCUGUUGCUGCUACCCUUUAAAUUGUGAUUAUUUACUGACAACAUAUCGAGUUUCAACAAGGAUGUGUUCACAGAACAAAACAAAAUAGUUCCCUGUGUUCAUUGUAGAUAUUUGUUAAAAAAACGUAGACUUUUCUUUAUUAAAGUGAAACUAUCCUUCAGUAAAUACAUGCAUUUUUUUCUAA